Trematosphaeria pertusa is the source of this 261-nucleotide messenger RNA. RefSeq lists its product as uncharacterized. The coding region runs from base 7 to 225 and encodes 72 amino acids. NCBI's taxonomy places the organism in Eukaryota, Fungi, Ascomycota, Dothideomycetes, Pleosporales, Trematosphaeriaceae. The record is from RefSeq and is a predicted model, not a curated record. The transcript has a single exon.
GCAUGCAUGCAUGCAGACCGAGCGACGAGGGCAACACGUCGCCCCAUCUCGCAUCCUACCGCGAUAACAACGCUCCACGUGUCCGUCCCGCGUUCCAAACAACCGCAUCCUACGCCCACGCCCUACAAUCCCAACGCUACGCCGCGUGCAGCUCCCAUCAAACCCCCACUACCGCCGUCCUCGAAGGACGAGCCCCUCACCCACACUCGCAGCUCUCGGCGUUGAGUAGGCAACGGCUGCCUCUUGCAGCUGAUACAAGAU